AUGGACACCAAGCGCUGCUUCGCCAACCGCUUCGAUGACUACCAGGGCAGUCUGCUGGCGGGCCAGUGCGAGGAGGCGGUGGCGCCCUUGGUCACCGCCACCAUCGAGCGCAUCCUUCAGGAGCUGCCCCCGCUCGGGGGCGGCGCUGAGGCCCGGGGGGCGGCGGCCGCGGCCAGCAGCUGCCAAGGCGGGUUGUACGGCGGCGUGGCCGGGGUGGCCUACAUGCUCUACCACGUCUCGCAGAGCCCGCUCUUUGCCGGGGCCCGGGAGCGCUACCUGCGCUCGGCCAAGCGCCUCAUAGACGCGUGCGCCCGCGCCGAGGAGUGGGGCGAGCCGGACGCCGACACCCGCGCUGCCUUCCUGCUCGGGGGAGCGGGCGUGUACGCCGUCGCCACGCUCGUGUACCACGCCCUGGGCCGGUCCGACUACGUGCAGCCGCUGGGCAAGUUCCGGGCUCUGUGCGCCGUCUGCGCGCCGGUGUCCUUCCUGGAGUGCGGCUCCGACGAGCUGUUCGUGGGCCGCGCGGGCUACCUGUGCGCCGCGCUGGUGCUCAAGCAGAAACUCGCCCAGGAGGUACUGACCCCAGCACAGAUCAAAUCAAUUUGCCAGGCGAUUCUGGACUCUGGGAAGCAGUAUGCCAUGAAAAAAAGGAAACCAUUCCCUCUGAUGUAUUCUUACUACGGAACUGAGUACUUGGGAGCAGCUCAUGGCCUGUCGUCCAUUCUCCAGAUGCUUCUGUCUUACCACGAGCACCUCAAGCCCUCUGAUCAGGAGCUGGUGUGGCAGAGCGUGGACUUCCUCAUGGAGCAGGAACAGAACUGCAACUGGCCGCCUGAGCUCGGCGAGGCCAUCGAGAGAGAGAACGAGCUGGUGCACUGGUGCCACGGCGCCCCAGGAAUUGCCUAUCUGUUUGCCAAAGCUUAUCUGGUUUCCAAAAAACCACAGUACCUGGACACCUGUAUCCGGUGUGGGGAACUUACGUGGCAGAAGGGCCUGCUGAAAAAGGGGCCAGGGAUUUGCCACGGUGUGGCCGGCAGCGCUUACGUCUUCCUGCUGCUCUACCGUCUCACCGGAAACUCCAAAUACAUCUACCGGGCGCAAAGGUUUGCUGAGUUUUUAUUUACGGAGGAAUUCAAGGCCGGCUCUCGUGUCCUUGAAAGUAUAUACAGCUUGUAUGAGGGAUUCUCCGGGACGGUGUGCUUUCUGAUCGAUCUGCUGCAGCCCAAUCAGGCUGAGUUCCCUCUCUUCAGCGUCUUUGUCUAGAAGGCUCCAUCUCCCACUGUGGCCCUGCAGAAGGUCCCUGAGAUUUCCCGAGCCUACCCGAGGCAGUUUCCACAUAAGCCACAUUCAAUGGUAUCACAACCAUGAGCCUUAACAUUGCCGCCAGAAGGAAGGAAGGGAAGGAGAAGGCAGGUGAAGGCAACAUGAUACCAGACGGAAGGAAGAACAGUUUGAGAACCUGCAGAAUUAAGACCCCACAGCUCUUCUAAACACCGUAGAGACUUAAAGUUUCAGGGAAUAGUUGUGAAACCAGAGAUCAGAGGAAAAAAGGAAAGAGAAAUCAUCCAUUUUUCAGUUAUGGCAUAGAAAACAAAGCUGAAAUGUGGACUAUGUCGAUAAGAUGCCAGUACUUUUGCAACUGGAAAGAGAAUUUGGCCAUUUGUGGGUGCCCUCCACCCCUAAAUUCAGAAAUAAACACAAUAAAAAACCAAAGUAAUUGCCCAGCUGAAAAUUGCUAGGAAAGAUAAAAUGUCAGAUUGCUGAAGGACAAAAAAGGAAACUCUUGGUUGUCCUAGGCCUUUACUUAUUCAAAUUCAGGUUUUUACUGAAUGGAGAAAUUUGCAGAUGAAUCUCUAUCUUUAA
This is a messenger RNA of Neogale vison (American mink), 1863 nucleotides long. It is a transcript of the gene LANCL3, whose product is annotated as LanC like 3. Gene Ontology annotation, biological process: carbohydrate metabolic process; peptide modification. The transcript is spliced from 5 exons. Lineage: Eukaryota; Metazoa; Chordata; Mammalia; Carnivora; Mustelidae. The record is from RefSeq and is a predicted model, not a curated record. Gene Ontology annotation, cellular component: plasma membrane. Bases 1 to 1263 code for a protein of 420 amino acids.